AUGUCCGACUACCAGAUCUCGGUGGAGGAGCUGAACGACCUCCUGGCUAACGGGAGCGGCUGCUACAGCCUGCCGAGUGCGCACAGCAACGAGGUGGUGCCGCGCAUCCACGUGGGGAACGCGUUCAUAGCCAAGAACAUUACGAGGCUGCAGCGUCUGGGGAUAACCCAUGUUCUGAAUGCAGCAGAGGGCAAGUCAUUCAUGCAUGUGAACACUAAUGCAGAGUUCUACGAAGGCACAGGCAUCAGAUACCAUGGCAUUAAAGCUAACGAUACACCAGAAUUUAACCUCAGUCGCUACUUUGAGGAGGCAGCUGAUUUUAUUGAGAAAGCUCUUUCGCAGAAGGAUGGACAAGUGUUUGUGCAUUGCCGUGAGGGCUACAGCCGCUCUCCUACUCUGGUCAUCGCCUACCUCAUGCUUCGCCAGAAGAUGGAUGUCAAGUCUGCACUGAGUGCUGUCCGGCAGAAGCGAGAGAUUGGCCCCAAUGAUGGCUUUCUAAGGCAGCUUUGCCAGCUCAAUGAGCAAUUAGUGAAGGAGGGCAAACUGAAGCCCUAGAACAGAGCACCACUGUAUUGUUGUCAAGUUUCUCAAACCAUCAGAGGACAUCUUAGGAGGUUUAGAUUCCCAAACCCCAACCAAGCUAAUUUAAUUGAGACAGAAUUCCUUCUUUUGUUUAGUAAAAGUAUCUUCCUCAAACUCUGUAUCUGCUUUUCAAGAUGGCACAAAAAUGUGUCACUAUUUAGAGCUGCUGCAAUAAAGAGGUGUUUUUAGGGGGCAUAACUUCAGGGAUAACAGCUAUCUUCACGUUUCAGAGCCCCCUGCAGACUCCCUAGCAUAUGUGGUUUGCAUUGGUGUGAGUGUGAUUCAUUUAAGCCUUCUCUUGUAUUCUGCCAGAGCAUCGUUUUCUGAGACCCGCAUCGCAUCACAUCACAUCACUCUUCAUUGAAGUACUUUAUUUUCUACAGCUUCUUUUUCAUGCACACAGGUGCCUAAAGUCUGAGUGUUUGAGCUUCAAGGAUGAGAGAAACAUUUAAGUACAAAUGCACAGAUGCAUUCACAUGUAACACUGCAGUGUGGUGUUUAGUGCAAGAUUUACACAAUACACAGUGCAUGGUUGUAAAGCCAUUCAGAUCCCAGACUCGAUGCACGCUAUUUCCAAGAAUAUUUGUACCUCUUGCUGUUGUAAUUGGCAUGAAAUACUCUGACAUUAAAUGCUCUUUUACCUUUGUUUUGAAAUCAUACCAGAAAAAAAUGUCAAGAGCAAAUGCUGAGGUAAGAAUUUAAUAUCGAGGAAGAAAUAAUGUCUGAUUUUAGGAGUGCUUGUACUGGAUGUGUGAUAAAGUCCUAAGUAUCAGAAUAUAAUGACUUAUGAGACUUGUUUUGACUUAACAGUGUCUCUCUCCCUUCUUUACUAUCACUGUUUGUGAACAGAGUGGAAUGAGUGCAUACAGAUUACUUCAUAAGGGUAUGCUUACAACGCAGUUUGCAGAAGUAUGCUCUUCCUGGAUUGCUUGUAUGGUAUCAUUAAAGAGCAAUGGACAUUGUUACAUACCACACAGAACAGGAAACAUUUCCUUUCUAUUAAAAUAAAUAAUGUAUUGAUUCUGUUUGACAUACAGAUUAAAUGACUCAUUGCAAAUGUUGGGAGAAGGAGCUUUGUUUACAGUAUGGCUGAGUGCUUAAAUGUGUACUUGUGAGUUAGAACAAUGUAUUAACACAAAGGGUCUUCCACUGCAAACUUGAAAUUGUUGGUUAGCAGAACCUGAGAUGUAUGUAUUCCCUUUGCAUCUCUUCUUUAAUGUAGUUCUAGAUUGAAAAUCCUAACAUUAUUUUAAACAGAAACACUGUUGGAUUAGGAAAAUGUGUAAGCCUAGAUCUAGUUUAUUAUAUUCUGUUUACUAAUCAGAAAUCAUAAAGGGUGUACAUUGUGUAGUUCAGUGGGGUGAGAGUAGCAAGAGGAAGUUCUGUAUAGCUAGAUAACUUUCUUCAAAUUACAUUCCAGAGGUGACUAUUGUAGGUAAAGA
Molecule: messenger RNA, 2024 nt
Organism: Indicator indicator
Lineage: Eukaryota; Metazoa; Chordata; Aves; Piciformes; Indicatoridae
Gene: DUSP3
Product: dual specificity phosphatase 3
Exons: 3
Coding region: 1-555 (184 amino acids)
Biological process (GO): negative regulation of MAPK cascade; protein dephosphorylation
Cellular component (GO): cytoplasm
Molecular function (GO): protein tyrosine/serine/threonine phosphatase activity; MAP kinase phosphatase activity
Source: RefSeq, a predicted model, not a curated record